AAAAGACAUUUUCAUUUGAGGUAAAUUUGGAUGUUAAAAAAUGGUUGGUUUGAGGAACAUUUCUCAUGUAUUAAUGACCGAUUAGCAACUUUAUUUUGAAUUUUAUAAACAUUUCAGCAUAUUGUUACAGCGUUACUUGGAUAUUUAUAUCAGUAUGUUCUUUUUCUUGCUCUUUGCGUGUUUAAGUUUGUCAAGUUCCAGGAAGCUGUUGCGGUAGACAUUAAAAAAAUAGUUAUGUUACGUAGUAGAGGGAUCUUAUAAAUAAAACCGAUCUCUCAUUAGGGUUUGUGAUUUUGAGGGUAGUGACAGUCACAGUGUGAUCAUGCGUAAGCAUUUCAUUACAAAAGGUUACCGAUUGAUUGGUUUGGCUUCGGGUUUAAUAACUUUGGUGAUCUUUUUUUUUUCUUUUUUCGUGGUUUUGGAAUUUACAUUGGCUUCUCAUAAGCUUUAUGUUACUUCAGUCAACAGUUUUUUUUUUUUUUUAAUCAACAGUUUCGAAUCUAGUAGCUUUAAAGAUGACAUCUCUGAGGAGAUUCUAAGAUUCCUAAUUUCUGGAUACCACAUUCAAAGUCUUCCUACUUUGAUUGGUAUUUGAUGCAGAGUAAGUUGCAUCCUUCCAUUUCAUUUGGCAUGCCUAUAACAUCAUUUGGACUUGAGCUUGGGAAAAUUUUCAGAACAAUAUAUUUUUGAGCAUACGGAUACUAUUAAAAUCCAAAAUCAAAUGUAUAGUUUAGCAUCCAUGAUUGGUGACUUCAUACACCAGUUAAACAAAAUAGAUAAAAAUAAGAUAGGAGAAUUUCAUGCCUUGCUCUUUCACUAUCAUGAAUAACUGCAAGACAAACACAAGUUAUAACAUGUUUUUUUCGAAGACAUUAAAUGGUUUGGGAAUUGAGAUGAGACAGACCUCGAGAUCGUAGUAACAAAAUCUUCCCGCUUCCCAAACUUCUUCCUGUAAUCAUGCCAGUGCAGAGGCGCUAGCAUUUUCCCAAACGAUUCCGAAGCCGUAAAUGAAGACAUAUUAAAACAGCAGAUGUUAUAAGAAAGACCACUUCCACAUUCAAUUUCACUUUCAUCGUGAUUACAAUCCGUGGUUCCGUUCAUGUUCUUGAGCCAUCCUCUGUUUGUGAGUCUCCUGAAAGAAGCUGUAGAAGAGUACGGAUUCAAACACGCAGGUCGGAUUACGAUUUUCUUGCCGUGCCGGUGAGUUUAAGCGUGUUCAGGACAUAAUUGACGAGGAGUCUUAUAGCCGUAGCGCGCCACAGUCACGGUAACGGACACAACCACCAUCACCACCACCACAACAACCAUCUGCAGUGUUUAUGAAGAUCUGUAAUUGGAUUUGUUGGUGGUUUGAUAUGUCAUAUGUGAUUGGAAUUUCUUUGACUUCUUUUUUGAGAUUUGUUUAGUUGGCUUAAUUUUCGUUUUUAGUUAGUGAUGAUGAUGAAAAAACAUAGAGCAAUUGAAUGUAAUGAAUAAUGAUUCUCAUCUCUUACGUAUGUAACCGUUAGUAAUAUGGAAUUACAAUUUGUGACGGGAAUGCCAUAUUAUUUGAAUUUUAUUUUUAUUAAAAGGAAUGUGUAUACUUCUUAUUAUUUAAUUGAUUUUAACGCGUUUGGCCGUCGAUCAUGUUACUUUUUGUUGUUCAUUUCCUUUCCUAGAAUCUAACGUCUCUCAAAUAUAUUCAGUUAUUUUCUUCCGAAUGUAAAAAAAUUCAACAUAUUGUAGGAUUAAGCAAACAAUUAGUUCACGACUUUGAUUGAAGGUGUCACAAAAAUAUCUAUUAUAUUAAUUAUUAUUUACUGAAACAGUUUGGAUUUCAAUAUAAUUGCGUAUCUAAACUGAUUCUAAAACAAUAUCUGAUACUUUUUAGUUUCCAGUUUUGAAUUAUUUGAGUUUGAGGGCUAAACAAUGGAGGUGAUUGGUUGGGUUUAUCCUUUUACUUUAGCUUUAUUUACUUUUAAAUUACUAAAUUUUACCAAUCAAGUUGUAGCUUUAUUUUUAAUAGUUAAAACCUAAAUCAAAUUUCUAUAAAUUUUUACCAAUCAUGCUUUACCUUUAUUUUUUAAGUUACAACAAAAAAAACUAAAGCAAAACUUUUUUUAAAUGUAUUUUUGGGAAAAAACUUAAAGCUUUUUUAUAGACUGUAGAAUCUGUGAAAUAAAAAAACUAUCUAUAAUAUCAAAUAAAUUAGAUAAUCAUAAUUAAAAACAACUAUAAAUAUUUAAUUCAAUUUUGAGUGUUGUAAAAAUCAUUGAAAUAUUUUAAAUAAAAUAAAUAUUAUUUAUAUAUCACAUUUUAAAUAACAAUAAACUUUGAGAAUUUACAAAAAGUAUUAAUAUAAAUUAUUUAAUUGAUAAAAACAUAAAUUAGUUUAUAUAUACAUCACAUAUUUCACAUAUUUAUUUUAAAAUAUCUACAAUCUAUAAUUUACAGCUACAACAAAUUUAACUACAUUAAAAGUCUCUGGACAAAAAAAUCUACCAUAACAACUUUACAGCUUCAACCAAUUUAACUACAACUAAAUUUUUGUAGACACAGUCCAACCAAUCACUUCCAAUGUUUAAAUUUAAAGGACGGUUUAAUUUUGCUAAAAAAAUAAAUCUAAAAUCCACAAUGUUACUAUUGUGAUGGAAGUUUUCUCACCUUUGAUUUAAAAUUUAAGAAACUAAACAUAUGUUCACAAUCAUAUUUAAUUCAAGAAUAUGAUUAUAAAAAGAAAGACGCGCUAAAGAUAUAUCGUACAUUGAAAAUUCCGGAAUAUCAGGACAGGUGUUUUAUCUACCACAUGGAGAAAGUCUACGGCUUUGUGUUCUUUGUUUGGAGUUGAAUCCCAUAAAUUCACUACAUAUAGAGCUUCUUGUAUAGAGCGUCGGUGUUUGAAAUCAUCGCUCAAGUUUGUCAAGUUAUGAAAUAGAAAUGGAGCUAGUAAGAAACUUAUGGUCUUUAUGUAUAUAUGUGUACGUAGUGUAAAACAUUUACGAAAAAAUAAAUGUCUAAAACAAUCAACGAUCUUGUUGUAUAUCUUCAGGAUUUACUCGGGGUCGGGACAAAACUAGUUGGACCCAUUCAGAGUUUCAAACACUCAGAAGAGGUAUUGUCUCUUCUUACAUGCAAAUUUGAACUUAUAAUACCUAAACGGGAACAUAACUAACAACAUUUAAAGUAAUUUUACUUGUCAAAACAAUGUUAAGUGCAUUUUGGAGUUUGGUCGGAAAAGUGAUAAGCUAAUAAAGAGUAUAUGAAGGAGAGACAUAACAUGUUUCUUUCUUUAUCUUAUUAGAUUUCCGUAUAGAAAAUUAAGUCAGACGAAGUGGUGUUUCUAGUGGCGGACGAGUGAGUAACGAGUAAAAACCUGCCUUUGGAAGGGGAGCAACACCUUGUUGCUCUCCUCUCUUUCAUCGUAAUUGUUACAAAUUCCUAAAUUUGGAUCAGUAGUAAUAUUGAAAUGGUUACAUUUGGCAAACUCUUUAUGAUAUCAAUAUAUUUGAUUUGUCGAAGAACCGACGUCGUUUCUAGGAUCACUAACCCGACGCACCGUUUUCAUCAAACCAUAAACUGCUAGGCGUUUUUGCAUUCAACGUGUCCAUUUCCUAUUUCUCAUUAAGAAACCCUAAACUCAUACUGGUCACACGAAAGAAUCCUAUCUUUUACCCUUAUCCCUCAUCCCUCAUAUAUAUACGUUACACAAAUCAUCUGCUACAGAUAAGAAAGCAUGACCGUACGUGAAGGCGGCCGAUGAGGUUUGAUCUUCAGUGCUAAUCAAAACUCCAUUCAGGUGCGUUCUUCUUCUUUUACUGUUUCUUGAAGGCGGCCUUCUUCUUCUUCAGUGCUAACAUCGACCCUCUAUCUAUCUCUUUAGGGUAUCAUUUAGACUAGGCUGGUUGAAAUUCAUAUAUGACCGUAACUUCUACGCAUCGUUAUUUCGUGUUUGAUUGGAAACUAGAUUAUUGUGUCUGUAAAUUUCAGUUUACAUUUGUCUUAAACUUGAUGAUGCAGACUAGUUGUGUGACGAAAAAAAAGAUGGUGGGUCGAAAGAGAAAAGCAAAAACAUGUGACAAAGGGUCACAAAGAAGCUGGAUAUGCCAACUACCCGAUGAUUUGAUAAGCGACAUACUUCUUCGUGUUCCUACAAAGCAUGCUGUAAGAACAGGCGUUUUGUCCAAAACAUGGAUUAAUCACUGGAAGAGUGUUCGUGGAUUGGACUUAGAGUCCUUUGAAUUCUUGGAUAUGGAUACCUUUGUGAGUUUUGUUCGAAGUUUUUUUGAUUCACACAGGGAAUCAAUGAUAGACAAAAUAAGGUUAAGUGUUCAUUAUUCUGAUUGUAAGUCCCUCCUCACCAAAUGGACUGAUAUUUCGAUUAGGCGUAGUGUUCAGCAUCUCGAUGUUUGUUAUUACGGCCCUUAUUCUUGCGAUGUUACGAUGCCCGUCAGUCUAUAUACAUGCAAGACACUGGUGCACUUACGCCUUUGUUGGGUUGUCUUGGCUAACCUGGAGGUUGUUUCCUUACCAUGCCUUAAGAUCAUGCAUUUAGAAUACAUUACAGAUCUCACUGAGGCAACUGUGGAGAAACUUAUCUCAGGCUCUCCAGUUCUGGAAGAUUUAACCAUUGUCAGAGAAACUCAUGGUGAAAGGUUUAUAGAGUUGCGCUCUAAUACCCUCAAGAGAAUCCACAUAGAUUCGUAUACAGAAGUUGUGAUUAAUGCUCCUCUACUCGAGUGUUUGAAGACUAGGGGUUACGUAUCAAAGAACUUCAAAAUCAUCAAUUUGGGUUGCUCUACCACACUAGAGAUUUAUGCGGUCUUCCCUCGUCUGACUUGCACCAAAAGAUUCAUUUGUGAUACCCUCACCGAUAUUCCGAGGUUCAGAGGCAUUGUUUUAAGUAGUUACAUUUUGAAGAACAUCUUUCUACACUCCGAACCGGGACCAUUGCUUCAGUUCCGUGACCUAUCCCGUUUGCAUGUUAAGUUCUCUAAAUCCGACCUUGAAAUGUUGCCAUCCAUUCUUGAAAGCUGCCCCAUAUUGGAGUUGAUCAAGGACCCGAGUUAUAAGAAGAACAGAGAACCGAAGUUGAUGUUUUCAACAGUGCCUCCGUGUUUGGUGUCAUCACUCAAGGUCGUCGAAUUGAUACGUUUGAUCCCAAAGUAUGAAGGAGAAGUAGAGCUAGUAAGAUACUUCCUCAAGAAUUCACCAAUCCUGGAGAAACUAAGGCUUGAUACUUACUAUACCAAAAAAGGCAUGCGUGAUUUCCUUAAAGAAGUCGUUGCAUUGCCUAGAUGUUCUAGCGCUUGUGGAGUCAUUGUUCUCUGAAAAAAAAAAGACAUUUCAUUUGAGGUAAAUUUGGAUGUUAAAAAACUGGUUGAUUUGAGGAAUAUUUCUCAUGAAUUAAUAACCGUUUUAAAACUUUAUUUUGAAUUUUAUAAACAUUUCCGCAAAUUAUUCAAGCGUUACUUGGGAUAUUUAUAUCAAUAUGUUAUUUUUCUUGUUUUUGGCUUGUUAAGUGUUUGUCAAGUUUAAGCCUCAGUUCAAAAAAAAAAAGUGUUUGUCAAGUCCCACGAAGCUGUUGCGGUAGACAUGAACAAAAUUAGUUAUGUUAUGUAGUAGAGGGAACUUAUAGUGAGGUCCUAUUUUAAAUUUGUUUUUUAACAACUAUUUUAUUUAAAUAAAAUGUAAAGUUACAAUAAAAAUAUAGAAAAUAACAGAAAUACAAUCAAUUGCAAAGAUAAGAUUAAAAAACAAUACAAGUGUACAACACAAAGAUUAAAAUCUGUUGAACUUUUCUUCUAAUCCAUCUUGUUUUUUCUUGUGCAACACCAUUUGGUUAUUUUCUUUUUGAAGAUAUUUCAAAUUCUUUUUUCAAAAAUUUCUUUGUUGUAUAACAUUGACCAGAUUCCAAAUAAUAUUUAUAAAUCUUCUUUGAGAAAAAGUCAAAUCUAUUAAUUUUCUCAAAAAAAAUAUUAUUUAAUGACAAUAUUUAAUGACAUACAACAAAGAAAUAGUGGCUGUUAUUUAAUGAUAUUUCUACGUAAAUCACUCUAUGUUUUAUAUACAAUAUUUUCUUUUUAAGAGAUACAAAUUUUGUUUAGCCGUGCAUGAAAAUAUUAGAUGAAUAGUAGACCAUUAAUUGAUACUGUAUCUGUAAUAUUUAGUUUUUAACAGAUAAUAGAUCACAUUUUAGUAGUUUCUUGAACCGUUAUAUUCUAACAUUAAGUAACAAAGAUAAUAGAAACAAAAUAUAUAACAAAUCAAUUGCCCAAAACAAAAGAUAAAUAAAAUGUGAACAUAAAAUAAAAACAAAGACAUUCAAAA
Molecule: messenger RNA, 6306 nt
Organism: Brassica rapa (field mustard)
Lineage: Eukaryota; Viridiplantae; Streptophyta; Magnoliopsida; Brassicales; Brassicaceae
Product: F-box/FBD/LRR-repeat protein At1g51370
Molecular function (GO): protein binding
Source: RefSeq, a predicted model, not a curated record